AUGACCCAAAACUUCAACAUUCUCGUCCUACCUGGCGAUGGCAUCGGGCCCGAGGUCAUGGCGGAAGCCGUUAAGGUCCUUAAGGUCUUCGAGACACCCGAACGCAAGUUUGAACUACGCCAGGAGUUGAUUGGAGGGUGCAGCAUUGACGCUCACGGCAAGUCUGUGACAGAAGAAGUCAAACAGGCGGCUCUGGACUCAGACGCAGUGCUCUUCGCCGCAGUUGGGGGUCCGAAAUGGGACAAUCAGCGUCGUGGUCUUGAUGGUCCUGAGGGAGGACUACUCCAGCUACGAAAGGCUAUGGAUAUCUAUGCAAACCUACGCCCAUGCUCUUCUACCUCGCCGAGUGCCUCUAUCGCCAAGGAGUUCAGCCCGUUCAAGCACGAUGUUAUUGAAGGUGUUGAUUUUGUUGUCGUGCGGGAGAACUGCGGAGGGGCGUAUUUCGGCCGCAAGGUCGAAGAAGAAACAUACGCAAUGGAUGAAUGGGGUUACUCCGAAGCCGAGAUCCAGCGAGUUACCCGUCUAUCCGCCGAAGUGGCACUGCGACACAAUCCCCCCUGGCCUUUGAUCUCACUAGACAAGGCGAAUGUACUAGCUUCUUCGCGACUCUGGCGCCGGGUAGUGGACAAGACCAUGGCAACCGAGUACCCGCAAGUGAAAUUGGUGCACCAGCUGGCGGACUCUGCGUCAUUGAUUCUAGCAACGAACCCGCGAUCCCUGAAUGGCGUUAUCCUGGCUGACAACACCUUCGGUGAUAUGAUCUCCGACCAAGCUGGGUCUAUUGUGGGUACACUUGGUGUGUUGCCGAGUGCCAGUCUCAACGGUCUGCCUGGCGAUAAGACUCUGAAGACACGACCUUACGGGCUGUACGAGCCUACACAUGGAUCUGCUCCGACUAUUGCGGGACAGAAUAUUGCUAACCCGGUUGCAAUGAUCCUCUGCGUCGCGCUUAUGUUCCGAUACUCGUUGGGCAUGGAAGAUGAAGCUCGACGUGUGGAGGAUGCAGUGCGCAAAGUGCUGGACUCAGGGCUUCGGACGCCUGACCUUGGGGGUAGGGCUGGUACUAAAGAAGUGGGCGAUGCGAUUGUAAUCCCACAUCCUCUCAAGCCCAGAGGCUCUACACAGCAGAGUCCGCUCCAAAACGAGUCUCUCACCAGAAACUCAGCACUCACCAUGUCAUCCGAAAAGCCUACCACUUCAUCUACACCAGCGAUCGCACCGGACCAUCCAAACCAGCGACCAAAUACACCAGGGUCUUGCGCUCUACGCCUAGAGAACCUAGAACAGCAAACAUCCACCACAAAAAGCGAGCUGAUGGCAUCCAUCGCGGCAGAUAUCUGCGCUACAUUCAUAAGCAUCGCAAAGUACUCCGAAGAAGGCACACUCCACGCGCAACACACCGGCGUAAUCGACAAGGUGAUCCAGACGAUCCGCGACACCGACGUGAAGCAGCGACGCUUGCUCGAUCGACAGGUGGGCCGGCUCCAUAAAGAGAGGAAGUGGAUCCGGAAGAAGUAUUCGCGGUUGGCUGGGCAAGCGGAUGGGCUGGGUCGCGCAUACCAGGUCAAGAUGCGAAAGUUGAGCAUCUCGCUACGAGAGGCGCGAAGGGAGAUAGUGCAUUUACGAAGGGAGCGGGAUAUGCUACUAGCUUGCAAUGUGGAUGCUUCGAAAGACAGUGCCGACGGGGAGUUUGGAGUCCACGCGGGGGAGGAUGUCGAUGGGGAAUAUGAGAUUGAGGAGAGCUGA
Molecule: messenger RNA, 1746 nt
Organism: Penicillium egyptiacum
Lineage: Eukaryota; Fungi; Ascomycota; Eurotiomycetes; Eurotiales; Aspergillaceae
Source: the annotation of a GenBank genome assembly